Molecule: messenger RNA, 677 nt
Organism: Cariama cristata (Red-legged seriema)
Lineage: Eukaryota; Metazoa; Chordata; Aves; Cariamiformes; Cariamidae
Gene: EFCAB12
Product: EF-hand calcium binding domain 12
Exons: 5
Source: RefSeq, a predicted model, not a curated record
CCCUUGUCACACGGCAUAACCUCCUGCGCAAGCAGAAGCUGACGAUGGUGGACUUGUUCAAGAGGGCUGGUAUGGACAGGAGGAAGAUCACGAGAGCAGACUUCAUUCGAGUCAUCAAAGCGACCAAAGUUCCCAUCAGCGACAAGGACCUGGAGAUGGUGAUCAUCUUCCUGGCUUCCUCAAAGAGGGGGAAUUUUAUAAGCAAUGAAGAUCUGAUUGAAUGUCGAAAGCAGUGGCUGGAAAUGAUGAAAGGACAAUCCAGAGAAACCAGAACAGGUGUACAAGUGCAGUUCCACAAAACCACUUGCACAACUGUCAGCUCUGUAGCUUCUGCCAGGGACAAAGCCAAAGAGAUGAAGCCUCGUGCUCCUACAAAACCUGAAACACGGUUAAUGCUGUUAGAAGUUCCCCCAGUCACCACCAAGCCAGAACGCAGAUAUCUAAGCUAUGAUGAAAUGGAAGAGACUGGAAAAGAGUUCAGAGACAGGAGGCGAUGGAAGGAGGGCAAAGACAGCUGGCUAGAAUUGAAAGAAAAGUGUCGUCUGUCAAACGACAAUGACUUCUGGCCAGGUCAUCUUCUGGACGAGAUAUGCCUUUACCUACCCGAAAUGGAGCCUGGCAGGACACACGCCUUGUUCAGGUGCGUCCGUUCAACCAAGCCCAUCUUACCGCAGCUG